UUCCGACCAACGCGGAAGUUACAUCCUAUAUCCCUGUGAAUGUACUUGCACUUUGGUGUAUCGUUUAAUUGAACUUGUCUUUCAGCAGGACUCGUAUUACAUCGUCAGGAAACACAAACGGUGUGCUAUUGAGGCAGCAGGCAUGUCGUCCAGUGGAGCUGUUUUGCUGCGGGCAGUGGAGGUGCCGCUCUUCUGGCUCGGUGCUGUGACCGCGGCCUGGCUGUCGCUGUGCUCCGUGUACCGGCUGCUGGUCGGGAUUAAGGUGUGGGUGCUGGGCAACGGACUGCUUGUGUCACCCGCUAAACUUGGCAAAUGGGCAGUUGUGACGGGAGCAACAGAUGGGAUCGGCAAAGCUUAUGCAGAGGAGCUGGCACGCAGAGGCUUUUCCAUUGUGCUGAUUAGUCGGUCUCAAGAGAAGCUGGAUGAAGUAUCCAAAGCAAUUGAGAGCAAAUGUGGUGUGGAGACAAAAACCAUUGCAGCAGACUUCAGUUUAGUAAAUAUAUAUUCCACUAUUGAAGAUGGACUUGCAGGACUUGAGAUCGGAGUAUUGGUGAACAAUGUUGGGAUUUCCUAUUCUUACCCUGAAUUCUUCCUCAACGUUCCCAAUCUGGAUACUUUCAUUGAUACGCUGGUUAAUGUCAACAUAACAUCAGUGUGCCAGAUGACACGACUUGUUUUGCCUCAGAUGGCUGAGAGGAAGAAGGGCGCCAUACUCAACAUCUCUUCUGCAAGUGGCAUGUACCCUGUUCCUCUGCUCACCAUCUACUCUGCAUCCAAGGCAUUUGUGGACUUCUUCUCACGAGGGUUACAAGCUGAGUACAAGAGCAAAGGGAUCAUCAUCCAGAGUGUUCUGCCUUUUUUCGUGGCAACAAAGCUAAGUAAAAUCCGGAGGGCCACGCUGGACAAGCCGAGUCCAGAGCGUUACGUCGCCGCUGAGCUCAACACUGUGGGCCUCCAGACGCAAACCAAUGGCUACCUGCCUCAUGCCAUCAUGGGCUGGGUGAGUACAUCUCUGCUCCCUGCCAGCAUUCUCAGCAGACACAUGAUGGGAGUGGCUUUGUCCCAGCGUGCUCGUUACCUCAAAAAGCAGAAGCAGGGCUAGCUCAACGGCGGCCGUGAGCGGGCCAGCUGUGCUCAUGCCAUGUCUGACUACCAUCGUCGUCAUCAUCAGUGUGGACCACGAAGAGGAAAAGCUGACAGUUGCUGAGGAGCAAAUCACUUCCCCUGCCUUCAGAAAGUGCAAGUCAUAGAUGAUGCAAGGCAGCAUUUGGCCUCCAUCACUGUCCAUUAGUCUUCCACUUUAAUCUACCAAUUGAAAAUCCUCUCAAUUUAUAUCGCACUGCUAUAUUACCAUACAUUUAACCAUAAUCCUGUCAACUAAUAAGGACAGAAUAUAAAGAAACGGAACUUUCAGCUGUGUUAAAAAUAUUUUGGUCUCCAAUGUCUUCAUGCUGUGGUUCUGGUGAACAAUGCUUUUAAAGAUCUGCCACUUAUUUCCACUGAUAAUUCUGUUUUCAUAAUGAAUGUCUCAGUACAUUUCACAGACUAAAAUAUUUUUUAUGGUUAUGAACUGACCUUACUCUGUGGGACUAUUUCCUGUGCUUAAAUGUGGUGUUUAACCAAACUUGGUGUUUAUCUGACAAACCAAUGAAUGCGCAUAUUUUUGGGAAAAUGUGUGCUAACGUUGUCACUCAACACGUGCCCAAUCUGAGGGCCAAUGUAAGAGCUUUAUCUCAAUUUCGGUCCUUAUUAAACAACUCUCAAUAUGGUUGUAUAGUUGUAAUCCACAUUAAGUAGCUUAAUAAACACUUUCAAAUGUA
This is a messenger RNA of Phycodurus eques (leafy seadragon), 1820 nucleotides long. RefSeq names its product hydroxysteroid (17-beta) dehydrogenase 12b (gene hsd17b12b). Gene Ontology annotation, molecular function: oxidoreductase activity. Gene Ontology annotation, cellular component: endoplasmic reticulum. Bases 143 to 1102 code for a protein of 319 amino acids. The transcript has 11 exons. The record is from RefSeq and is a predicted model, not a curated record. NCBI's taxonomy places the organism in Eukaryota, Metazoa, Chordata, Actinopteri, Syngnathiformes, Syngnathidae.